GCUGGUCGGCCAGCGGAAGAAUAAAAUAUUAUUAGUUCAAGUUUAAUUCACUCUUGAGCAAAUAGCCAGAGAUAAGAAGAAAUGGCGAGCAAAGUCGCGAUCCUUCUUUUGGCACUGGGACAUCUUGAGGUUGCCCAAAGCCUUGCGAAGCCAGAGCCCGGAGAAUGUCUGGCGCCCACCUACAUGACCCGCUUCAGCGCCAAGCUCUUCCAGGGAAUGAUGAAGUUGGAGGAUCAAGACGGCAACGUUGUCUUUUCACCCUUCGCCGUGCACGCCAUGCUGGCACUGAUCUACAGCGCAUCGGAGGGUGAAACACUCAGCGAAGUGCAGCGGGUCGGCGAGUUCAACCAGCACCCUGUUUUCGUGGCCCUGGACUUCGAGCGACUGAUCAAGUUCAAGGAGCAUCUCCAGAGUGCCAAUCUAACUUGUGUCUCCAAAGUAUUCUACAACCAAAAGCUGGGUAAAGUCAAUUCCCGCUACGACGAGUUCUCCAAAUUCUAUUUCGAAUAUUGCACGAAGUCCGUGGACAUGGAUGUCGGCGAGAACAGGGUAAGAUGGUUACACUUCUGGACACAGAGAUUCGACAUUAGCUCCCCGAUGCAGGCGAUACUCACUCACCACGUAGAAUUUCACGGUUUCUGGAAGCACAAGUUCGAAAGAGGCAACUCGCGGAUAUCCAAAUUCCACCUCGCCAACGGUGAAACUUUCAAUGUAGACAUGAUGUACAACCACGAAGUCUAUGGCCUGGCCGAUCUGCCCGAACUGGACGCCACCGCCUUGGAACUGCCCUUCGAGGACAGUGCCACCAGCAUGCUGAUCCUGCUGCCCAAUCAGCUCGACGGACUGGCUAACCUCGAGGAGCAGUUGGCCCAGCCGGAGUUCGAUCUCAACCGGAUCGCCAACCGCCUGCACCGCCAGUCGGUCACGGUGGGCCUGCCCUGGUUCAGGCUCGAAUUCGUUUGUGACAUGGGCGAUCCUCUGAAGAAGCUGGGCCUCAAUCAGAUGUUCACGGGCAGCUCGAAGGUGACCAAAUUGCUCGAUCAGCCGGUGCGCUUGGACAAGAUCCUCCAAAGUUCAGACAUUUUGGUGGCGGAGUUGGGAACAUUAUAUUCGCACUCUUCGGGUCCAGAUCAUGCCAAGUCACUUCCUGCCAAUUCCAAGGAGUUCGUCGCUAAUCGGCCAUUCGUCUUUGCCAUCCGCACCCCCAACUCAGUGUUGUUGAUGGGUCAUGUGAAGAAGCCUAAGUAAGCCUUUGUUAAGUAAAAGAUAAACUUAUAAAAAAAAACUGAACCGCUAACCAAUACCCUACAACCCAUUUUGAGCAACAAAAAGGUUCACGCAAUUCUUUGUAUAAAUAAAGAUUCAAUAUCAGGAUUAAGAUCCGAAAUCAGAAUAAACAUCUAGAACAGGAUUAACAUACGAGAUCAAAAUAA
Drosophila elegans is the source of this 1433-nucleotide messenger RNA. RefSeq names its product serine protease inhibitor 3/4-like. The transcript has 3 exons. The record is from RefSeq and is a predicted model, not a curated record. The coding region runs from base 82 to 1248 and encodes 388 amino acids. Gene Ontology annotation, molecular function: serine-type endopeptidase inhibitor activity. NCBI's taxonomy places the organism in Eukaryota, Metazoa, Arthropoda, Insecta, Diptera, Drosophilidae.